AUGGUGACGAGCCCUGAAAAUAAUGGCGAGUGCGAGCCAGUGAAUGAAUACUGGGCGGGGCAAUCGUGGCAAAUGGAUUCCAUACUCUUCACUGAAAGUAAAUAUCUUCUUUCAGAUCCCCUAACGGUAGAAGUUCCGUCCGUAUUAACGAUAAUAAAGACCAUCGCAUCUGUCGGGUUCAGCUACAUUCGCAACGCUGCAGCUCUACAUCUUCGUCCCAAAUCGUUUGCCUUGAGACUAUCAGACUCGCAGACAAUCCAUUCGCCAAAGCACGUCAUAGGAUCAGUCAAGGCGAUUGCCGGUACAUGCUGA
Molecule: messenger RNA, 312 nt
Organism: Strongylus vulgaris
Lineage: Eukaryota; Metazoa; Nematoda; Chromadorea; Rhabditida; Strongylidae
Source: the annotation of a GenBank genome assembly